Molecule: messenger RNA, 1993 nt
Organism: Hydra vulgaris (swiftwater hydra)
Lineage: Eukaryota; Metazoa; Cnidaria; Hydrozoa; Anthoathecata; Hydridae
Source: RefSeq, a predicted model, not a curated record
AACAAGGUAUUCAUUUACAGCCUGUUAAAAAUAAUAAACGUCAGUUGCAAGUAUUAAGCAUUCCCUUAAGAAAAAAAGUUGCAUUAUAUUCAGGGCGGCAUGGAAUUGGUGCAGAAAAGUUGAGAGCCUCAAGCAGUUUAAAAAUUGAAGUAAAUAAAAAUCAUGGAGUCCUAGUUAAAUCUGAAGAAAUAGAUGCAAGUGAAAAUAUAAUUCUUCAACCAGAUAAUACAGAAGAAAGUAUUGAAUGGAUUAUGUUAGACAACAACCUGCCUGUGAUACCACAAACUGAAAUUGAUACUAUUGAAAACAAUGAUAUGCUGACAGAUAUAAGUAUCAAUGCUGCCCAAAAAAUUCUUUUGAAUCAGUUUCAUAUGCAAUCUGGGUUUCAAGAUACAAUUUUAGGUGAAAAAUAUAUGUUUCGUGAGGAAAAGAAUGAUUUUGUUCAAGUAUUAUAUACUGGGCAAUAUCAUUGGAUUACCAUUUUUAAUGUGAAUUGUCCAGCAGACACAAUUUUCUACUAUGACAGUCUUUUCCAUGGCCAAGUAAAGGAUCAUGUUAAGCAGCAAAUAUGCAAUAUAUACAAAACAAAAGGGAAAAUAUUAACUAUCCAUGUACGCAAAUGUCAACAACAAACUAAUGGUGUGGAUUGUGGAAUUUUUGCAAUUGCUAAUGCAUUAAACAUACUUCACAAAUUUGAUAUUGGAGGUUUAUCUCUAGACAAAGACAAAGUUAGAAAACAUUUUAUUGAAUGCAUUAAAAAAAGACAUUUUUCUGCCUUUCCAGUUUGCCAAUCAAAAUCACGUUUCAAUGAAGAAAAAAUAAUCACUUUAGAAAUUUCUUGCUCAUGCUGUUCAAAUUGGGUAUGGUAUCAUGCAAAAGAUACUAAUCUUCAUAUGGUACAAUGUGAUAUGUGCAGCGAAUGGUACCAUAAAAAAUGUGAAAAUAUAUCUGAUGAGAUAUUCAAUAAAAUUAAUGCUGAAAAGUCAUGGAUUUGUUUAGCUUGUAAAAAAAAAGAAUUAUUUUCACCAACAUAAAUGAUAAAUUAGUUAUAAAUCAAACAUUAGUCAAAAUGCUAAACAGUUUUCAUUUUAUCUUAUCUCAAAAAAAAAAUUUUAAUGGAGAAACAGCCCUUAUCAAAAACGCAAAAUUUGAUAAAUCUGUACUAAUUUAGUCAGCUUUAUCUGGUGAAUGCAUAACAGCUUACAAUUAUUAAUUAUUAGAGGAACUAUAAAAAUAAAUGUAAGGAAAAACCAAGUAUAUAAAAUAAUGUCAAGCUCAUUGGUAAGUUACUAUAUGUAUGUUUGAGUUCUGUUUAAACUUCUGGCGCUGUUGGCUCACCCAAAAAUUACUGUAUGUUUAUUUGUGUUCAUUUUAAACCACUUGCACAAUGUUGACUCACUCGUAAGUUACUCUUUGUUUGUUUGUGUUCUGUUUAAACCUCUAACGCAAUGUUGACUCACCCUUAAGUUACUGUAUUUUGUUUGUGUUCUGUUUAAACCUUUGGCACAAUAUUGACUCACUAAUAAGUUACUAUAUGUUUGUUUAUAUUCUAUUUAAACCUCAAGUGCAAUAUAGACUCACCCAUAAGUUACUGCAUGUAUUUUUGUGUUCUGUUUAAACCUCUAGCGCAAUGUUGACUCACCUGUAAGUUAUUCUAUGUAUGUUUGUGUUUAAUUUAAACCUCAGGUGCAAUAUUGACUCACUUAUAUAGCAGAUUAUAAGCAUACUAAUUGUAUGUUUAUAAUCUGUUUAAACCUCAAGCACAAUAUUCACUCACAUUUAAGUUACGGUAUGUAUGUUCGUGUUCUGUUUAAACCUCUGGCACAAUAUUGACUAACACGUAAAUUACUAUAUUUAUGUUUGUGUUUAGUUUAAACCUCAAGCGCAAUUUCGACUCACAUGUAAGUUACUGUAUGUAUGUAUGUUUGUGUUCUGUUUAAACCUCUGGCGCGGUGUUGACUUAUCUGUAAGUUACUAUAUGUUUGUUUGUGUU